This is a messenger RNA of Aspergillus novofumigatus IBT 16806, 1220 nucleotides long. RefSeq names its product carnitine:acyl carnitine antiporter. Bases 1 to 855 code for a protein of 284 amino acids. The record is from RefSeq and is a predicted model, not a curated record. The transcript has 7 exons. Gene Ontology annotation, molecular function: O-acyl-L-carnitine transmembrane transporter activity. Gene Ontology annotation, cellular component: mitochondrial envelope. Gene Ontology annotation, biological process: mitochondrial transport; carnitine transmembrane transport. NCBI's taxonomy places the organism in Eukaryota, Fungi, Ascomycota, Eurotiomycetes, Eurotiales, Aspergillaceae.
AUGUCGACCCCAGGUUCGUCUACUCCUGAGAACCUCAGCGAUGAGCUCAAGGCCGUCGAGACCAAGGCUGUCAACCAGACCAUUGCUCAGAUCCGCUCCCUCGCCGCAGACGGCGGAGAGGGUGUCUACUCGGGUGCCAUUGAUGUUGUCAAGAGAACUAUUGCCCGUGAGGGUUUGGCUCGGGGAUUGUACGCUGGUGUUUCGGCUCCGCUGGUUGGAGUCACCCCUAUGUUCGCCGUUAGCUUCUGGGGUUACGACGUCGGCAAAACGCUUGUCAGCCGGUUCUCGAACGUGCGCAUGGAGAACAACACCCCCCAGUACACCAUCGCCCAGAUCUCCGCUGCUGGUUUCUUCUCCGCCAUUCCUAUGACACUGAUCACGGCUCCCUUUGAGCGCGUGAAGGUGCUUCUGCAGAUUCAGGGCCAGAACCCUCCGCCUCCGGGACAGAAGCCCAAGUACUCUGGUGGUCUGGACGUUGUCCGGCAACUAUACAAGGAGGGUGGUAUUCGGAGUGUCUUCCGCGGAAGCGCCAUGACUCUGGCCCGUGAUGGCCCUGGUUCCGCCGCCUACUUCGCUGCCUACGAGUACAUCAAGCGCAAGCUGACCCCCAAGGACGAGCACGGCAAUGUCACUGGUGCCCUGUCCAUGCCCGCCGUCCUGGCUGCCGGUGGUGCUGCCGAGUGCCCCGGCAAGCCCACAAUCGGCGGCACCAUCCGGUCGGUCUACGCCAGCGGUGGCUUCAAGGCGUUCUUCCCUGGUUUCGGUCCUGCCUUGGCCAGAGCUGUGCCUGCAAACGCGGCUACAUUUGCCGGUGUCGAACUCGCGCACCAGUUUAUGAAGAAGCUCUUCGACUAGAGGUCGAGACUUGAUGGAACCAGAAAAAAGGAAUGGGAAUCGAUCGUGUAGGGUGGAUCGUCCGUUGAGAGAUAUUGUAUAUAUACCACUUUCCGUUGUUGUGGCCCGAGAGUGCAUAUUCCGCGUUUCUUGCCAGUUUUUCUCUGCUAUGUACGGGAGCAUAGAAGCCUGGAUAUCCUGUUUACUAGGUAUUAUAGACUAGAUGAUGUUUUUCUAUUGGCCUAUUCACAAUCAGCUUCAUUAUGCGACCGUCGACCAAGACUGUUUGAUUUCUGAAACAUUUGGCGCCAUGCUGACAGCAAUAAUGAUCCCAACCAAUCAUUUCUUAACUUUAAAGCGGAGACAUCUCCAAGCUCACUCUUGCU